Messenger RNA from Thamnophis elegans (Western terrestrial garter snake), 1001 nucleotides. Its product is annotated as phospholipase A2 inhibitor and Ly6/PLAUR domain-containing protein-like. The coding region runs from base 102 to 755 and encodes 217 amino acids. Lineage: Eukaryota; Metazoa; Chordata; Lepidosauria; Squamata; Natricidae. The record is from RefSeq and is a predicted model, not a curated record. Gene Ontology annotation, cellular component: extracellular region. Gene Ontology annotation, molecular function: phospholipase inhibitor activity. The transcript has 5 exons.
CAUUCCACCUCCAGCAGCUGAUUCUUCACAAACAUUUCCCCAGUUGCAAAGCUGAGCAGUAGGUGGCUUCAGGAAAGGCAGCGGAGUUGACUUCUACCAACAUGAGGGCAGCUGGAAUUCUUGUCCUCUGUCUCUUCUCCUCCAUCCUGUCAACAGUGACAUCUCUAAAGUGUCAACAAUGUGUUAAUGUUGGAAUUGAAUGUAAAGAAGAGAAUGUGAAGGUGGUGGAGUGCAAAGAAGAUGAAGAAUUUUGUUCUACUGUACUUGGUAAUAGUUCUAUAGCCAAAAUUCCAGUGAGUUCAAUUAUCAAGGAAUGUGCAACCCGAGAGGCGUGUUGGGAUGGGCUCUACAGCACCACAACAGUAGAUGGUAGAUUUAACAUAGCCAGAGGUAACUGUUGCCAAACCGAUCUCUGUAAUGCAGAACCGCUUCCGUUGGAAAAUUAUGAAGAUUUUCAACCAAAUGGGUUACAGUGCCCAGGCUGCUUUGCACUAGAUGAGGAUUCUUGUGAAGCCAAUCAAUCUGUAGCCUGCGUCGGCGAACAGGAUCUGUGUAUUACCAUAACUCAUAAAACAGUAGCAGAGUUUCCCCCACUUGGAAGUUUCUCUGAGAAGACCACUCACCAAGGAUGUACGACAAAGAGUUCAUGUUCCUUCCGUCCAGGAUAUUCUAAGAUGGCUGGUGGGCUGAUUCACAUGAAUGUCACCAUCCUGGAAUGCAGAAAUGCAUCUUCUUCUGAACCUGAUCAUCAGUGAUUGUUGGGAAGAGCGAACCUUCUUUGCAAAUAUUGGGAAAUUUGUAAACAAUUGGAAAAUUGGAGAUUUAAUAGUGAAUUAAAUAGAGAUUGGAAUAACAGAUGCUUGUGAGUCCUACCUGAAUCAGUAGGGGAAAGCUAGAAAUUUGGGUCAAAAAUGUUGACUAUCAUGCUUUGAGACCACAGCUCAAUAAAAUAAGUGUUUUCCACAGAAUCAUCAUAAAAAUAAAUUGCUAUGACAAAGAAA